AUGCACACUCUCAAUUCCUCUAAAAUUGAAAUCACCACCUUCUUCCUGAUUGGAAUCCCAGGACUGGAGCAUGUUCACAUAUGGAUCUCUGUCCCCAUCUGUCUCACAUAUUUAGUGGCCAUCCUCGGCAAUUGCACCAUCCUCUUUGUGAUCAGGGUGGAGCCCUCACUCCAUGCACCUAUGUCCUAUUUUCUUUGCAUGUUGGCUGUCUCUGACGUGGGCCUGUCCUUCUCAUCCCUCCCCACUAUGCUGAGGAUCUUUAUUUUCAAUGCUACAGGAAUUUCCCCAAAUGCCUGUUUUGCUCAAGAAUUCUUUAUCCAUGGCUUCACAGACAUGGAGUCCUCAGUGCUCCUGGUCAUGUCUUUUGACCGCUUUUUGGCCAUACACAACCCUCUGAGGUACAGCUCUAUCCUCACCAAUGUCAGAGUUGCCAAAAUGGGCCUGGUGUUUCUCAUUAAAAGUGUGCUUUUAGUGUUCCCAUUUCCUGUCACCCUCAAAAGAUUGACGUAUUGUAGGAAAAGCCUACUUUCUCACUCCUAUUGUCUCCAUCAGGAUGUCAUGAAGCUGGCCUGCUCUGACAACACAGUGAACUUUUUCUAUGGUUUCUUUGUUGCCCUCUGUAUGAUGUCAGACAGUGGAUUCAUUGCUGUGUCCUAUGUAUUCAUCCUGAAGACUGUGAUGGGAAUUGGAUCCAAUAAGGAGAGGCUCAAAGCUCUCAAUACCUGUGUCUCCCACAUCUGUGCUGUGCUCAUCUUCUAUGUGCCCAUUAUUGCUUUGGCCUUCAUGCAUCGCUUUGGCAAGCACAAGUCCCCAAGGGCCAUGAUUCUCAUUGCUGACAUUUUCUUGCUAGUGCCACCUCUGAUGAACCCCAUUGUGUACUGUCUGAAGACGUGA
Equus quagga is the source of this 894-nucleotide messenger RNA. RefSeq names its product olfactory receptor 51A7-like. The record is from RefSeq and is a predicted model, not a curated record. NCBI's taxonomy places the organism in Eukaryota, Metazoa, Chordata, Mammalia, Perissodactyla, Equidae. Gene Ontology annotation, cellular component: membrane. Gene Ontology annotation, biological process: G protein-coupled receptor signaling pathway. Gene Ontology annotation, molecular function: olfactory receptor activity; G protein-coupled receptor activity. The coding region runs from base 1 to 894 and encodes 297 amino acids. The transcript has a single exon.